UCAGAAGUUUUAUAUUAGUGUUAAGUUUAGAUAAAAGAAGUCACAUUUAGGUCGUUAGAACAGCAGCUGCUAAUUCGGACAGCUCUAAAUUUGCCCUUUCUUUAUCUCUCAGUUUUCUACUCACUAUAUAUAUCUCUUCUUCUUACUUAUAAUACCCUGCGUCUUGACGAAAUAAACACGCAACAGAGACAGAGGAGCAAAAAGAUGGCCGACUCCCUUUUGCAAAAGGCCACCUCUGCUCUCGGUGAAACUGCCAAGAUCGAUGUCGUGAAGGAUGCAGUCGACAAUGUGGUGUCAAGAGGCAUAGAUGGAGCCAAAUCGCUGGUGCACAAUUUGGAAGAGAAGAAAGGUGAAGUCUCCUCCAAAAUCGUGGGAGCUGUUACACACUUUACCGGCAGUGCGGACAAUCAGCCGCUCCUAGCGGCAGGUGAUCGUGAGGUCGAGACGCCCUGGUGGAAGAACUGUUGUGAAGUUCUUGAUCUUCUCAAGACAUCAACAUCAUCAUCUACUCCCAAGUGAAGAACAGAGAGGUGAAAAAAGUUCCCACCCAGUUUUUCAAACUAUGUUCUGAGUAUUCCCUUCCGUUUUCUUGAGAGUGA
Messenger RNA from Camelina sativa (false flax), 599 nucleotides. RefSeq lists its product as uncharacterized. The record is from RefSeq and is a predicted model, not a curated record. Lineage: Eukaryota; Viridiplantae; Streptophyta; Magnoliopsida; Brassicales; Brassicaceae.